This is a messenger RNA of Drosophila ficusphila, 11372 nucleotides long. Its product is annotated as microtubule-associated protein futsch. The transcript has 8 exons. The coding region runs from base 304 to 11049 and encodes 3581 amino acids. The record is from RefSeq and is a predicted model, not a curated record. Gene Ontology annotation, molecular function: protein binding. NCBI's taxonomy places the organism in Eukaryota, Metazoa, Arthropoda, Insecta, Diptera, Drosophilidae.
UUAACGCCUAUGCCGGCGCAUUUCAAGAGGGUUGGCAUUACUUGCGCGUCCAUUGCAAAAAAAAAUUCCUGCACAGAGUUUUCGCCACAAUUAACUGACUUCGGCAAGCUCGUAAUGUAGGCCGUAAAAAAGCAUUGCGUGGAAAAGAGUAAACGAUAAGAUUGAAAAGUUUGUGGACGUUGUGUUUGUUAAAAUCGCGGUCGCCCAGUUUCCCAAUUGAUUGUAACUCUUUGCGGCUCUUAGUCUUCGCUUCGGUAUUCAUUUUCCCCGCACCCAAGCCGCAUUUGCGACGCCGCUGGGAAAAUGUCACUGGAUGGCGCUCGAUUGCGCUACGAGGACGAAAAUGGUGAGUCCGUAGUCCUGGCGGCCAAGGGACGUACCUUUCAGGUUGGCUCCUACUUCAACUGCGACCUAAUCCUGGAAGGCCCACAGGAGGAGCGCCUGAUUUGCGAAAUAAUUUGCGACCCCUACGGCAGGGUAAACAUCUACAACAAGUCCAGCCAGGAACCCAUCCAUCUAAACGACAAGGCAAUCCACGGCAAGCGUCCACUGCUUCACGGCGAACGGAUCACCAUUCGGGACAAGGUCUACAUCUGGGAGUUCCCCAAGUCUUCCAAGACGCAGGAUGAACCCAGAACCCCAGAGCGACUGUCGCCCGUCGAGCAGGCCUCGAAUUCCUGUCCCUCGCUUAAGCAAUCGCAUCGUCCGCAGACCGAUAAACGCCUGACAGUUCACAACUUUCACUACAGCAUCAAUUCGGAUGAUGAGGGCAAUACUUCGAUAGAUUCACGCGAUCAGAGCUCUCACUUGGAGGAGGACAGUCUAAAUUUCUCCACUCCGCCGAGCACAGAGACCACCGCCUGCGAGUCGCCCAAGGUCGACUUAUUGGAGGCCACGCAGAACAAGGAAAACACGGCUACGCCACCGGGCAGCCACAAGAAGUUGUUGCAGCUGUGCGCCCGUUCCGACGUGGUUAUCACCUCCUUCUCACCACGCGAGACUGGCGUCAAGUUGCAAAAGUCUUUCACCUGUGUACGCAAGCCGGUUAAAGCUGACACGGUCACUGUGUCCACGCCCAAGAGCGUUUACAGCACACCAAAGGGUGGUGUGCUAUCCGAGCUGAACGAUGAUAGCUGCAGCCGCGAUCUGAUGGACUUUGGCACGCCAUCCACCUCGAAGAAAGCAAAGCGAGCAUCCUCCAUGUUUCUCAUCGACUUAACUACACCCUCAAAGCUCCGACCAACUCCCAAGCAGACACCUUCGGCCAUCAGUGUGGACAGCACAGACGAGUCGUCCGAUGCAUCGCCGCUGGUCAUUGAUAUAACCAACUCGUCAACACCGCCUCAAACAGGUGCUUCACAACGGUACAAAACUCCUAGGCGUCCGGCUGGCACCACAGGCGCCACACCAAAACGAACCCCUCAUUCGCUGAUAAAAAGGGCGCUGUUGACCAGUACCAAGAAGCAGAUCACCGCCAACCAGUCAGGUACGACCACUCCAGGUGCCACGCCAAACAAGCGACCAUCGCUGCUGGAAGCACGCAGGCAGUGCCUUACCACUCCCCGCCGCUUGCCCUUCCAUCCGCACAGGCGGACACCAGUCCAUCGGCCAGAAGAGCGUCCAAGGACUAAGGCGCCCAAUACCUCACCACGCAGGCGUACAUUGCACUUGGAGUCACCUCGCGAGAACAAGGUCUCCCAGAUCAGAAAGUCCUUAGCGGCGGCCAAACGAAGUCCCGCCGUUGACAAGAGCAACAAGCUGGUGGCUAAGGCGUGCCGAUCGCUUAACUCGCCCAAGAGCGGCUCCCCCAAGCCGGGAUCUUCGAAGCCGUCAUCGCCCUGCCCCAGAAAAACAUUUAAUCUGCCCCAGAAUAAGUGCUCAACUCCGGAGAAAUUGGACGACUCAAAGGACGAGUUAAGUCGAACGUUCACUGUCAUGGAUGACACCCAAGGAAAGGAACAGAGUGGAUCAGGAUUAGUAAUUGAGGCGGUUGCUGCUCUUAUUUCUGGAGAUGUUGAAAGCGACGUGUCCUUUCAGUUGUCUUCCGAAAUAUUCGAUAAGAGCCUCCCGCUCACAAAGUCCACAGAACCAACUUCUACCGAAGACAAGAACCAAUCCACAAUUGCGGACAAUAAUAGGACAUUUGAGUUAAAAUCUGAACAGGAAGAAGUACUGUCCAAGCAAGAUGAUGCCAUACUCGACGAGAACAAAUCCAAGCUAGAACCUUGUGCCAAAAAUGAUUUGAAAACAGUUAAGGAUCAGCAGAAGCCAGAAACUCCCUCAGAUGCCAAUCUUCAAGACAAGGAAAGAAGUGAAGCUUCAGAAACCAAAAAACCAGAUACACCCAUUAUCGAGGAUAGUAUUUGUGAGGAACUUCAUGCAAAUAUUCCGGUCGAAACUAUUGAGUCCGCUGAUGAAUCUAUAGAAAAAGCCGGUACAUCACAAACUAAAGACGAACAAAGUGCAGAUGCAAAUUCGGAAACUGUUGAGAAUCAGCAGAAAUCUGAAACUCCUUCAAAUUUCAUUCAUCAAGACAAGGAAAAAAGCGAAACUUUGCCUGUUUCAGUCGAAGAAAAAUUAGAAGUAUCUAUUGCUGAAGAUAGUAUCUGUGAAGAAGUUCAUGCCAAUAUUCCUCACGAAACCGACAGUGUUAAUCCGGAGAAAGUAAUUGGUGAAAUCGUUUGCGAAGAGCUACCAUCCAAUGUUGAAUCCACUAACAAACCAAUUGAAAAAGUCAACACGCCACAAAAGAAAGAAAGCCCAAAUGUGGAAACUCCUGUGAUUCGGAGAAGCUUGCGCCGCCUCUCUGUUGAUCAGAGGGCAGUGGCCACAACGCCACGCAGGAGCACUCGAAAAUCCUCAGUGGACGCUAGCCGUAUGGCGUUGACGGAGGUCAACAAGAAACCCACUCGCCGCGCAUCCUGCUCGGCGGUGGAAAGUCAAGAUCUGGGUACACCGCGGCGAAAGCGGCGGUUCUCACAGGAAAUGUCCACGCCUACGCGUCAAUCAAAACGUCUGAUGAAUACGCCCAAGAGGAAUCUUCCAGUGGAUGAGUCAGUUGGUGACAUGGGCGUCAUUUUGGAGGAAGUUGGUCAAGAGGACGAGGAAAAAUCUGCCAUCCCUGAGGAUGAGAACUAUGGGAACGAACUGGCUGUCGAUGAAACAGACAAGGUUGACUACCACGGCCUGAAAGAUUUGUUAAAAACCCCCAAGAGCUGCAGCACGCCACGCUUCAAAGGGCUAAGGGAAAUGAUGCGCACACCAAAGAUUCCCGCCUCACCAAUUUUGGGCAACAUGGCAGAGCUCUUGGACACUUCUGCCGGUAACACGCCCCACCACAAGAGCAGGAACAUUACAGUUGCUCGCGUGGAUCAGGGAAAGACACUGGAUGGAGUUCUGAAGACGCCAAGCGCAAGGAAUAUCAUGGUUCCAAAUGAGCCAGCUAGCGCGGUAUUGAAGUCCCGCGAGGAUUCAGUGGCGGCGACCACCGAAUACGAUCUGAACAUGACAAAUACGACGCUGCAUCUGGACAAGAUCUUCGAUGAUGUGCCCGAAUCGACUGGCGCGAACAUGAAUGACACCGAAAGCGAGAUAAAUGUGACUGCGCUCAGCACAGCAACGGGUGCUGAUCCCUUAGGAUCCUCAAAGCCAAACGAGUCUGUGUCGUCGGAGGCUCUGAUGAGUUGCAGUAAAUCGGCCCCAGGAGUAGUUUCGCACAAAGAUCCUUUGACCAGCACCACAUACAAGGCAGCAAUGCAGGCCGACCUGAACCUAAGUGCGUUUACAGAAGGAGACUCUAGGACAAAUUCGCCAGACCCAAAUGAGAUGAGCGGAAUUCAGUUGCUGGAUCAGACAUCGGACUCUAUGUUCUCGGAGCCUCUCAUUGUGUCAAACGUGGAAUCCUGCGACGUCACUGUGGACGAGACAAGGGCGUCUGGUCAGACCAUUCAACCUAAAGAUAACAUUGAAGAUCGCUCCGACACAGACUCAAACGUAGGUCUUACUGAGCCCCUAGUAUUCAGUGAUGACGAGGAUGAGCCAGAGGACUCUGAGGUGACGCCCAAAAAGCCUUCCAGCUUAGGAGAACCAUCUAUAGCCUACAAACUCGAAGAAACCUCCGCUUUGCCAAACAACAAAUCUGUUAAUGAGGCAUCAACUGUAAAUGAAAACGAGAACAAUUCAGUUAGUGAAGUCUCAUUGAUUGAAGUUGAAGAUACUACAAUGGAGGACAGUAUCAGCGCCACCAAACCGAAAGAUAAUGAACUUGAAGCUGAGAAAACUCAGGAAAUUAAACUAGAGAAUUCUAAGGAUGAGGAAGCACCUGCUGAGGAAAAUAACCAGUCCGCGGUUGCUGAUGUAACUAUCUUGGAGUCUGAGAUAUUUGCUCUGGACUCAACAACAGAUAGUUCGGCUAUUGUUUCCAACUGCAAUGCUGAUGAGAUUUCAUCCAACGUCGAACUGAGUUUAAGCGAAGUUCCAGCUGAAAAUACUGCCGAAGAAGCUAGCUUGGAUCAACCAUUACCUUCCGCUGAAAUUGAACUUAAAAAGACCACCGAUGCAGAAACUCACCAACGGGUCACUGAAACAUCACCCUCUACAGAUCUUCCAGAAAAAAUUGACCAACCAGUCCUCGAAACUUCGCGUUCUGUGGAUUAUCAGAACGAAUCCAAACACGAUGAGGUGUCCACUGAUACAGAAACUGAUCAAUCAGCAACCGAAACGCAUUCACAAGAACCCAUGUCUGAUGCGGCCCCUACUGAUACAGAAACGGAUCAGUUAGAUAUUAAAGCAUCACCAUUUGAAUCAGACAAACCUGAUGAGCUGUCCACAACCGCUGAAACCAACGAACCAGUCAUCGAAACAUCUCCUUCCGAAGAAGUUCCACAAGAAAAAGCUUGUGAGGUGAUCACUGAAGAAAACACUAAUUCAGCAGUUGUCGAAAUAUCGCCUUCAGAGGAACAUUUUGAACAGCUUAAGGCUGAUGACGAGCCUUCCGAUUCAAAGUCACACCACUCAGUCAUUGAAACAUUACCUUCCGAAGAAAAUCCAGAGGAAGUUAAACCAAAUGAGGAACCUACUGAUGCAGAAAAUGAUGCAGAGGAUAGCGAAAAAUCGACAGUUAAAGCAGUGUUCGAAGAAAGAAAACAGAAUGAGGUGCCCGCUGAUGCAGAAACUGAUCAACCAAACAUCGAAACUUCACAUUCCGAAAAAAAUCAAGAAGAACUAAAACUCGAAGAGGAUUCCACUGAUAAUAAACUUUGUAUAAAAGUCAUGGAAACAUCUUCUGCCGAGGAGCUUCCAGAAAAGGCCGAACCUAAUGAGGUGCCUAUCGAUCCAGAAACUGAACAACCAGUCCUCGAAACAUCUACUUCCGAAGAACUCUCGGAAGAAAUCAAAUCUGAUCCACCUCUUGAAAAAACUACUGAAGCAGCAACUGAUAUUGCGCUUGAAAAAUCUGUUGACCAAGUUGAUGAGACUGAUAAAGUUGCUGAAAAACUCCCAAUUUUAAACCAAAUCGAAGUUCAACAAACUGCUCAAAAUGAAUCUGUGAUUUCAAUCGAGGAUGAAAAGCCGGAAGCAGAAUCUUUAUGUGAGUCUAUCCCAACUAAAAAAGAAACUGCAAGUGACGAAGAGGCAAAACAAAAACCGCCUGCAAUAACAGUUGAGAUCGAAGACUCCGGGGAUGUGGACUCGUCAGAAAAAUCAAUUGCUGCAGAUGUUGAUUCACAAAAGGAGGAUGAAGCACCUACAUCUAGCGAUUCCGAUAUUUGUGAGAGGAAUGAAGAUGAAUUGGAUCAGCCAGAAGAAGCCAUUUCUAACGAAAAAACUGAAACUGUAAGCCAAGAUUUUGUAGAAGAUACGAUUUCGGUGGAAACAACAAGUUCUCCAGACAGUAAAGCUGCAGAGUCUGGUCAACCAAAUGUAAGUUCUUUAGUUGAUGAAUCCGUGACUUACGAGGAAUCGCCUGUAGAUAAGGAGAAAACUGAGAGCUCUAAUCAAAACGGACGAUCCCACGAUAAGGAGAUUGAUAUGGAUGCCUCGAGUAUAGAGCCCAAUUUAUUGGAUGAAAGCUCACAGAUUAACAAAUCUGAAUCAGAUUCUAUUUCGGGCCAUACAUCUGUGGUCGAAAAAUCAAAGGAAAAUGCGCCAGUACAGGAAGUUGAGAAGGAAAGUCCAGUUCUAGAGUCUUCCGAUAAGAAGCAAUCCAACGAUGAAUGUAUUGAUUUGGAUGCUUCAAGUUCAGUCGAGCAAUUUCCCCUGGACGAAAAUUCCCUACUCGAUGAUUGUGUCACUGAUCAGUCCAAAGGAGUUUCUAGUUUGGCUGAAUCAUCUUUGUUCGACGCAGCAAAAGAAGAAAGCCCUCUGGAUAAGGAAGAAGCUACUAAAACUGAUCAAAACGUACCUGCCGACGAAAAUAUUCAAUUGGAUGCCUCAAGCAAUGAUGAGCACCAAACUCUACAGCAUCAAAGUGCACUAAUUGAUGACACCGUCCCUGAUCAGCCCGAAAAGGAUUGUAUUUCCGAAGAGGAGGAUAAAACAGGUGUGUCCAAAAAAUCAUCUAACCAAAACGGAGCUGACGAUGAAGUGAUUGAUCUGGACGCAUCCAGCACUGAAGAGCAAAUUAAACUGGAUGAGCAUUGUGUAGUUGAAGAUUCAGCGACUGAUGAACACAAAGAAGUUUCUAUUUUUGAUGAAUCCUCUAGGUUCGACAAAACAAAGCAAGUAUUAUCUACGGAUCAAGAAGUUGUGGCAGUGAAGCAGAUAACUUCCCAAAAUGUUGAGCUAAACACAUCCGUAGAUACCGUGGUACUUAGCAAGCUAUUAAGUGAUGGAAAGGGAAUAUCUGUUGAUCCUGAAAGCAUUGAAGAAGGUGUUUUACAAUCGCCCCCUGUGAAGAAGACUCCUGAGAAGGAAAAUAGUAAGGAUACUUCAUUGGUAAACACCAAAGUUUCUACAACAAAUACUUUAACAACCGAAACAUCUCACCCAGAAAUAAUGCUAAGUGUUGAGGCGUCACCAUCACACGCUAGUAAAUUAUCCACUCCUUAUACAAAUCACGAAGACAAUAUGAGUGAAACUGUUGAAGAACCUAAGAUUGAUGAUUCAAUAGCAGAAGCACAGGAGUCCUCAAUUAAGGAACAGGAAAUUUCAAGCGAUAUUUCUAAAACACCGUCAGAAGUUAAAGAAGCUCCAAUAUCCCUCUUAGAAAUUCACAGCUUGGAAAAGGAGGAGGUUAAAAAUGGAGUCAAGAAACAGUCGAUCAUUGAACUGAGCGCUAAAAACGAAAAUAUUAAACAAGUUGAAUCAGCCGAUGAGCUAAUUGACAAAUCCAACGACAUAUCUUGUGAGCAAAACCAGCCAGUUGAACAACAGGAUGGUAAAUUGUCUCCUCAAAAAAUGCAGCCUGAAAUCUCAUCAACAGAAGUGUGUGAAAUCAUUGAUCUGGAUGAUUCAAGUUCUAGUGCCCAGGGACCUGAAACGGAUUCAAUUCUACCUCAAAAACUUUCUGCUGCUAUUGCUGAAGAAAAACCUUCUGCAUCAAAACGAAGUGUACUUCUAACAAAGGAGCCUCAGGAAUCGGAUAACCUCUCUAUUGCGGAUGUUUCCAAAUCGUCGCCAUUAAAAGAAUCAGUCGCCGCUACUGAAAUCAUCGACCUCGAUUUGGAUAAUACCCAGGAAGAAAUAACUAAACCAUCCGAAGAAGAUAAAACCUUCGAGAAACAAGACAAUGAAAUACAAGCUAAAGAAAAAGCAGAUAGUUCUUCGAUCUUGGUAACGACAGACAUUCCAGCAUUCGAGGAUAAUUCCGGAAUACCUGAAAACAAAAGUGAAGUAAAUCCAAGUCAGGAGCCUGCUGAAAUAACUUCGACAGGUUUGGAAACCGAAAACCAAGAAAUAGUCACUUUGGAAUUGAGUGAUCUAGAGGAUGAAAUUUCUGACCCAACAAAAACAACGAUGAUGAAUCGACCUUCUGACAAGCCAGCAAAACAUGAGGACAAGUCCCCAGAAGAGAAAGAUGCUAAGCCAGUGAAAAGGGCUACUAGAAAGGGAUCGGCGUCUUCUGACCGACCUGCUGAAGCUGCCGGUUCUGAGAGGCCGAAGAGACGAGGACGAAAACCAUCAGCUGAGGUACCGGAAGUCGAAGAGCAUGCUGUGGAUAAUAAUCAAGUGGGUGAUGUUCACGCUAAGCGAGGUAGAAAUCCAUCGGUUGAGGUGGAUGAGGCUAAACCUAAAGCUAUCGAGAAAAGAAGACGAGGACGUACUCCCUCCGCAGAGCGUUCAGAACCAAUCGAACAAAAGGAUAUAGAAGUCGGACAUCAACCGGAGGAAGUCCUGAAACCAAUCCUGGAAGAAGAGAAAGAGGCAGAAGUUGAGGAACCAACGGAGGCAAACGAAGAGGAUGAUACCAAUCGAAAGGAGACAGAAAAGCCUAAGAGAGGUGGGCGAAAGGCAUCUGCAAAAGAAUCGGGUGGAACAUCAGACCAGAAGGAAAGGACCGAGAAUGUUCUGGAAUCCGUCGAAGAAGAUAAAAUUCCGGAAUCACAUAAUGAUCAUUAUGAUCAGGAUUCUGAAAAGCCUAAACCAGACGAAUCGAAGGAAGAAGCUAAGACAGUGGUGGAGAAGAAGGAGAAGGAGGCCUCUAUAGAUAAGCCGAAAAGAAGAGCCCGCAAGGCAUCUGCAAAAGAAACUGAAACCACAUCGGACAAGAAAGAAAAAUCUCAUGAUACUCUGCCAGUCGUUAAAGAAGACCAAACUCUGCAUUCCAAUGAAGAGCAACCCGAAAUAUCUGAACCACAGGAGCCUCAACCAUCCUUACCAGUUCAGGCUUUAAAUGAGGAGCAUGAAACUAUAACAGAAACUAUUACUCAACAGCACCCAGGAAAGCCAACUAGAAGGGCACGCAAAGCAUCAGAAGAUGUAAGCAAGGUCCCAGACAAGAAGCACAAAUUAGAAGAAAUACAUUCUGUUGACGAGCAGGACAAGGAGGCCAUUAAAGUAGUUCCAGCGGAGAAACCGAAACGAAGAGGUCGUAAACCAUCUGCAGAGGAAGUGGAAGCGACCCCAAGUAAUCAGCACAGUAAUGACGCAGAGAAGGCCAAAGCGGAGGAAGCGCUAGUCUCUGUCCAGGAAGACCAGCCGAUUCCGGAGGAGGAAAGUAAACCCCCGAAACGAACCCGCAAAUCAGCAGAACAUGUGCCUAAUGUCCAGGAAUCAACUAAAGAAGAACCAAUCGAAAAACCCAAGCGUCGAGGACGCAAGCCGUCGGUGGACAUUGAUAUUGUAGCCCAAGAGGCUUCGGAAAGGCCCAAGCGAAGGGGCAGAACGCCAGCGGGGCGCGAGGAGCCGCCCUUGCAGGUUGUGGAGCCCGAGAAAAAGACCAGGCGUAAUGCUCGCAAAGCUUCGGCCGAAACUGUUGAAACCGUCUCUACCAGCGAGCAGGAGCAUCUUCAGCAAAUCCAAGAGGCAGUCGAGCCGCAGCCAGAAACAGAACCGGAACCGGCGCCAUCCAAGCCGCAGCCGAAGGAGGAGGAGGUGCACAAGACCCGGCGACGCGCCCGAAAGCCCACAACAGAGACGAUUGAGGAACCAAUUAAAAAGAUUUCGCCAGAGGAGCCUGCAGAGAUCCCAUCGCAUUCACGCAGACGUGGACGCAAAGCUACCGAAGAUGAGCCCCCGGCAACUGAGGAACCAGUUGAGCCCAAGGCAAAGCUUCGUGGAAGGGCAUCUUUGGAGGCAGAGCACAAGGAGGGGACCCCAUCAGUGUCUGCUUCUGAGGUCGCAGAACCACCAGCGGCGAAGACAACUCGACGCGGUAGGAAGCCAAGUGCUGAUGUGGAUGCGACUCCAGUGCCCGCAGCAGCAGAGAAAAAACCAACAGCGCGACGUGUCCGCAAGGCUUCAGCGAAUGACGACGAGGGAACGCCGGUGGCCAAGAAGGCGACAACACGACGCGGACGCAAGGAGGAUGUCCAUGUGGAGGAAGAGACAAAGCAGAUCGAUUUGCAGGACCUGCCAUCGGAAAAUGUAUCGGCUGUCACGGUUAUUUUGAGCUCCCCAGUGAAGACUAGCGACGCCGAAGAACUAACCCCGAGGCGCCGCGAGGGUCGCAAUUUGCCGCGUAAAAACUACGAAGAGGCACCAGACGACGACAAACCGCACUCCGCAUCGCGUCGGGCACGCAAGCCAGCGGCUUCCAAAGCGCUGGCCAACAAGGCAGCAGAACAAGAAGCACCUCCAGCUACACCGGUAACCAAACCACCCCUCGUCGAGGUUGAAGCCACUCCAGAGAAUACGGUUGUCCUGCCGGAGCCAACAACCUCGCAGCGGCGCGAAGGUCGCAAUCUGCCGCGCAAGAACUACACGGAGGCGCCAGACGAGGACAAGCCCACUUCGGCUCGAGGUCGCCGGGUUCGCCAUCCCACUGCUAAAGCUCUCGAACUGAUUGUGGACUCAUCGCCGCGACCGGCGACUCCAAAGAGAGUCAAGGACAAGACUGUCGAGGCCGAGGAGCCACCUGCGAAGAAGGCAUCACCAGAGCCUCAAGAGGCGUCCGCAGCGGAAGACGAGCCAGCGCCCGCCGCGAAGGGGCGAGGCACUCGACGAAAGGCAGAGGAUGCAGCUCCUCCAGCCGGCAAACGAGGAGCUCGUGGAGCCCACAGCGAAACAGAGGAGACGGACCCCAAACCGGCCAAAAAGAAUGUACGCGCCACGGCGCGCAAGGCCAAGGUCGAGCCUGAGCCGGAGGAGCAUCCGCCUGCCAAGAAGGCACGAGGUGGAUCACGUGCCAAGACGCCUGUAGAAGCCUCUGCCACCAACCAGGAGCAGGAGGAGCCGGUCAAGAAGCCGGCAGCUCGCAGUCGAGCACGAGGCGCCAAGGCAGCGGAGCCGGAACCGCCGGCCGAGGAGCCCCAAGUCGAAGCCGUCACCUCUACAGCUGCGCCGCCAGCGCGCGGCGGAAGGGGCAGGAAGGUGCACUUUGAGGCGGCACCGGAGGUCGCCAGCAGUGAGGACGCGCCCAAGCGGGCCACUCGAUCCCGCCGGAAGUAAGACGCAGCUAUUUUAUCCAUCAGCUUGCACCACUUUGUAUAAUUUUUUUUAGUUAUUUUAUAAUAUUGCAUUUUGUACCUAUUUUCUAAACUUCUGUAUAAAAAGUUUGCAUUUAUCAAUUAAUGAAGACGAGAUAAUAUUUAAGUUCAAUUGUUAAUCCCUCGUUCCGGUGGGAUUAGGUUGGCAUGGCUCUACCCGCUCAGAAAUGCAAAAUCCUUAAUAGAUUUAAGGCAUUACACAUUAUUAAUAAAUAUAUAUAUAGAGAGUUUAUCGUUUAAGACACUAUCGAAAAUUCACAAAAAUAAUAAAGAUUCGUAAACCUA